AUGAAGUUUUUCACCCUUAUGGCCCUUGCUGGCCUCUUUGCCUCUGCCGCCGCUCUGCCUCAGGAAAACCCUGCUACUACUACUACAACUUCUCUCUCUCCACAGCUCAUGUGCGCUAGCUCCUGCCCCUCGUCUAGUGUCUGCUGUAAAGCGAGCUGCUUAGGUGUUCCCUGCCCCGACAACAGCAUGGCAAACAGGACCAACCAAUGCGCAAUGAGCUGCAAUCAAGGCAGCGGAUCCCCAAGCGAUAUCCAAAACUAUGCGAUGUGCCAGAGCAGUUGCAUCCAAGCCUUCUUCUUGGGCUCCAGCACUGCCCCAACUCCAUCCAGCACUGGAAGCGCUUCCACUACCACGUCACCUCCCAAUGGUACCUCGACCGGCAACUUUCAAACAACCCCAUCCGGUGGUGCUGGCGUUAUUAACGUCCAACUCGGAUCCUUUGCCGCUGGCAUUGUCGGUCUCCUGAUGGCUGCUGUCGUUCUCUAA
This is a messenger RNA of Paracoccidioides lutzii Pb01, 486 nucleotides long. RefSeq lists its product as hypothetical. Bases 1 to 486 code for a protein of 161 amino acids. The record is from RefSeq and is a predicted model, not a curated record. The transcript is spliced from 3 exons.